ACAUGACUUUUGGCCUGUGAAUGGAAGUGUUGGAAGUAACGAGGCGCACCUAAAAGCAUCGCACCAGCCUGCGGACAGAUGAUGUCAGUUUAUGGGCUGUAGGGGUUUCUGCAUCAGCAGCAUGUGUGCCGACAACGAGUAGGCCUACUGCUGGCCGUCAGCGGGCAGGCAGAGGAGAGGAGAAGAGGAGGGGAGGAAAAGUGUGUUUACACAGACGGCAAACUGCCUGGGGAAUCGUCGGGGAGAGGAAGUCAGCCGGCUCUGUGUCUGCCUGCUCCAACUUCCUGCUCAGAAAAAGAAAAAGCCCUGGAUCCUAUUUCAGUCCAGCACAACUGUGUAGACCAGAAGUAAGCAUGGAAAAACAAGGAAUCACACCAGCUUCACCGUAAAGUUUUUGCGGAGGGAAAACUCCAAAGUCAGAGAUCACAGGUAUGGACAGCGCCAUCACUCUGUGGCAGUUCCUGCUGCAGCUGCUGCUCGACCAAAGUCACAAGCACCUGAUAUGUUGGACAUCCACAGACGGAGAGUUCAAGCUCCUGAAGUCAGAGGAAGUGGCCAAGUUGUGGGGGCUACGCAAGAACAAGACCAACAUGAACUACGACAAGCUGAGCAGAGCCCUGCGCUAUUACUAUGACAAGAACAUCAUUAAGAAGGUGAUUGGCCAGAAGUUUGUCUACAAGUUUGUGUCCUUCCCUGAGAUCCUGAAGAUGGACCCUCAGGCGGUGGAGAUGGGCCUGGCUUCUGGAAGGUUUCCUCUCCAGGAAGGAGAGGCCUCUGAGCUGGAGGUAGAGGAGGAGGAAGAAGAGGAAGGGGAGGAGGAGGCCCAGAGGAUGACCCUGGCAGCCCUGGGGGCGCAGCAGUGUCGGAAUGACUACCUCCGCUCGGGUCUCUACUCCUCCUUCAGCAUCAGCUCCCUGCAGAACCAGCCCGAGCUGCUCCGCGCCCUGCGGGAGCGCCAGGAGGAGCCGCGCUCCGUUAUCCGCUUUGGCACCAACGGCAAUGAAAGGAGCUCCCCUUCCUCUGCCAAGCCUGAGUCCUACGUCUCCCCCAAGCCAUCCAAACUCCGCUCCCCGUCCUCUCCCCACACCCAACCCGGCCAAGUGUGGAGCCCCAUAGCCAAGGAGGAAGAGGAGGACUCUGACCUGAGCGCUCAGCCCCUCAACCUCUCCUCUGGGCACAGGGAGCGAGCCCUGCAGCCUCCUGAGAAGAGGAGCAGUGGCAGAAGUAGCUCCACCAGUAGUAGUAGUAACCAAGGAGAUAGACUCCCACCAAAAAGCAAAAAACCCAAAGCUCUGGAGAUCUCAUCCCCCUCCCUGCUGUUCGCAGGGAGCGACAUCGGCUCCAUCGCUCUCAACAGUCCGGCGCUGCCGUCUGGCUCCCUCACUCCGGCCUUCUUCACUGCACAGACUCCCUCUGGUUUGCUGCUGGCUCACAGUCCGCUGUUGUCAGGCAUCCACUUCUGGAGCAGUUUGAGCCCCGUUGCUCCGCUCAGCCCCGCCCGGCUGCAGGGCCACAGCUCCCUCUUCCAGUUCCCCAGCCUAAUCAACGGACACAUGCCUGUCCCUCUGCCAAACCUGGAAGGAACACCCUCCUCCCUGCUCCUGUCCCCCACCACUCACAAAUCCUGAUCCAGGGUCUGUGAAAAACCUCCCAUCUUCAUCAUCUCUUAUUGCCGUCAUUAUCAUCAUCAUCAUCAGUAAGCUCUUGUCCGUCUUGGUAAAUUUUGCUUCAGAAAAGUCCCACGAGACAGUAUGUGACCUCACCUUUUUGCACUUGAGUUGCUUCAGAUUCCAGUGGUUAAAAGCACUUGGUAAAAGCCAUACGCCACGAUGUCUGGGAGACGUCUGGCUCUUUGUGAUAAAGUACAGCACAUUUCCACAUGACCCUGUCCACGAUGGACAGUAGUGACGUGUAGCUAGCUGCAAAAGGCUAGCCGCUCAUUCUGUGCAGAGAGCUUGGUUGUUUUAAUCUUGUAAAAAAAAAAAAAAAAGAAAAAAAAAAUACUUUUUUUUUUUUUCCUUAGUGUUCAUCACAAUGUGAAACUGUUUCACUUGUGUGGUAUUUUAUGCACUAUGCUUCUCAGAUAGUACCGGCUGUGCCUUGUUGUCCUAUUUUUCUUUUCCAAAAUCUUUUAAUGAAGACGAGAUUUCAAAUCAAUGAAAAACCUUUAACACUUGUAAUGUUCUUCUUUUUUUUUUAUACUGGACUUGGUAUACAGUUUGUAUUCUGUAUAAUUUUGUAUUGUGAAGAACGUCUUGUUAUUUUCAAUAAACAAAGCAUUGAAUGCUUGAA
Perca flavescens (yellow perch) is the source of this 2292-nucleotide messenger RNA. Its product is annotated as ETS domain-containing protein Elk-3. The record is from RefSeq and is a predicted model, not a curated record. The transcript has 5 exons. Lineage: Eukaryota; Metazoa; Chordata; Actinopteri; Perciformes; Percidae. The coding region runs from base 432 to 1628 and encodes 398 amino acids. Gene Ontology annotation, molecular function: DNA-binding transcription factor activity, RNA polymerase II-specific; sequence-specific DNA binding. Gene Ontology annotation, biological process: cell differentiation; regulation of transcription by RNA polymerase II. Gene Ontology annotation, cellular component: nucleus.